AUGACCGACAAUUUGCAUAUAAAGGAUCCCUCAAAACCGACACACAUAGAUAUGGCCUUUCGAAGACAGCCUGAUUGGAUCCAUCCGGACUUAAUUGAGUCCAAAGACCCCAUCAAGGGCCGACAGCUCCGCGUAUCGGCUCUCAUUCCGAAAAACACCUGCCUCCUCAUUGAUCGGGCGUAUGCAAUAAUUCCGGUCGUUGAUCACCCGGCGACAAACGAUGAUCUGAUUUGCAGUAAUCUAAUUUGCAGUCGUCGGGCUUCGAGUUCUGCCGGACGGUGCUCUUGCCCUAAUGGAUGCAUCGAGGAUGUAGCGUGGUGCAGUGAUGGUUGCAGAAAUACCGAUAAGGCUCGUCAUGAGUUUGAAUGUAAAUGGCUGAAAAGAUACGCGCCUGUCAUUCGUGCUAAAUGGGACGAAUAUACUUUUGGUAUGCUUUGGUUGAUUGUUCGUCUGCUUGCCACGCGAUCUGCUUCGAUCGCCAUGGAUGGUGAUAUUGCGCAAAAGACAACAUCUUCAAUAUCACAGAAAGACUGGGCUGGUGUCCAGUCAUUAUGUGGCUCAACCGAUACAUGGCCCCAUGAACAGGUCCGGUCGUGGACGAUUCUUGUGAAAAAAUAUCUUCAAAACAGUCCACUCUUACCACAUGGGAUGAGUACCGAUCGUAUACUUCAUCUUAUCUGUCAAGAAGAGGCCAAUUCAUUCGGUCUCUAUCCAUGUGAAACGGGAGUGUUCCCGCCACCGAAUCCAUCGACGGAUCGAGGAGAACAAUUUGCCGCUGCUGUUUACACCACGGCGGCUUUAGCUAAUCAUAGCUGUUAUCCAAAUAUAAUCCAUAAGCCCGAUGAUCAAGGCCGUAUGGUCUUGACUGCGGCCCGCGACAUUCUUCUUGGUGAAGAAUGUUGUAUCACCUACUUUGACUUGACGGUACAUAUAGAUCUUUGUUCACGUAGAGAGCAUCUUAGAAAGUCGUUUCGAUUUAAGUGCCAAUGUGAAAGAUGCAUCUCUGAAGACUCAGUUGAUAUGACGUCGGAAUGGGACCCAAUGCCAGUAUUUGAUGAGUGA
Molecule: messenger RNA, 1062 nt
Organism: Penicillium taxi
Lineage: Eukaryota; Fungi; Ascomycota; Eurotiomycetes; Eurotiales; Aspergillaceae
Product: SET domain-containing protein
Exons: 2
Coding region: 1-1062 (353 amino acids)
Molecular function (GO): protein binding
Source: RefSeq, a predicted model, not a curated record